Molecule: messenger RNA, 2338 nt
Organism: Archocentrus centrarchus (flier cichlid)
Lineage: Eukaryota; Metazoa; Chordata; Actinopteri; Cichliformes; Cichlidae
Gene: ralba
Product: v-ral simian leukemia viral oncogene homolog Ba (ras related)
Exons: 5
Coding region: 216-839 (207 amino acids)
Biological process (GO): signal transduction
Cellular component (GO): membrane
Molecular function (GO): GTPase activity; GTP binding
Source: RefSeq, a predicted model, not a curated record
UGUAGUUUUUACAUCCGGAAGGUGGGGCUUUUGUUAUAGGAGCGGUUUGUAUGUGGAGAACCAAUGCCUCUGUAUUCGCUGUUAAUGCACUCAACAAGAUAGCACCAGCCACGGGCAGACAAACGAAUCCUGCUUUGGUUGUGUCUGUGUGUGUGUGUGUGUACCCGUGCACAUGUGUUUGAGUAUUUAAGAAAGGCACAAAGAAGAAUCCAGUGAUGGCUGCCAAUAAAGGUAAAAACCAGAGCUCUCUGGCACUGCACAAGGUGAUAAUGGUGGGUAGUGGAGGCGUGGGAAAGUCAGCCCUCACCCUGCAGUUCAUGUAUGAUGAGUUUGUGGAGGACUACGAACCCACCAAAGCAGACAGCUACAGGAAGAAGGUGGUUCUGGAUGGGGAGGAGGUUCAGAUCGACAUACUGGACACAGCUGGACAGGAGGACUAUGCUGCUAUCAGGGACAACUACUUUCGCAGCGGGGAAGGCUUUCUGUUGGUCUUCUCCAUCACGGAGCCUGAGUCAUUCACUGCUACUGCUGAGUUCAGGGAGCAGAUCUUGCGGGUGAAGGCAGAAGAGGACAAGAUACCUCUCCUGCUGGUAGGAAACAAGUCUGACCUGGAGGAGCGUCGGCAAGUGUCUGUAGAUGAGGCCCGUGCGAAGGCUGAAGAGUGGGGGGUCCAGUAUGUAGAGACAUCAGCCAAAACUAGAGCCAACGUUGACAAGGUAUUCUUUGACCUGAUGCGUGAAGUACGAGGCAAGAAAAUGUCUGAAAACAAAGACAAAAAUGGAAAGGGAAAGAACAAGAAGAACAAGAAGAGCUUCAGAGAGCGAUGCUGUUUACUUUGAACUCCUCAUGGACCUGAAAAAGCCACAAAUAUACACAGAAUGUGGGGAGUAAAGCAGAGUCUUUCCCAUUGCGAUUUAAAUGAAAUCUGCUUUUUUUUUUUUUUUUUUUUUUUGAUAGCUUGUUAUAGUUUAAUGUCUAGAACAAUCUCAGCCACUAUGUUGCCAAUUUUAAUGAAUGAAACCUGACUUGCUCUGUCACCUGAGGAUGAACAAUGUUGUCACUGACUUGGACUGCAGUGCUUGAUGACUCAUAGUAAGCCAGUGACCAAACUGCCAUUGACACUAACUCUGCUGCUCAAGACAUUCUCCACUGUUUAACUCAGUGAUUAUACUGCCUUUGACUUUGGUUCAUUAUAUUUUUGUCAACAAAACAGUGUCCUUAAUUUCUUUACCUCUAAAUCUUAACCUGCAUAUUUUCUUGUCAGAGUACACACCCAUUAAGCCUAUAUUCAGCUGUCUUUCAGAUUUGUAAUCAUAAAUAAUUGCCUGUCUGUUGAACAUGUUUGCAUCACCUAUUUAACAACUUCACUUUGUGUUUGGAAAAGCUGGGGAAACUGGAAGUUUUAAUUGUUGCUUGAGGUUCUUUCAGUUCUUUUCUUUCAUUUUAUCCAAGGAAUUGUGACCUGCCCCCAUUCCAGGACAUUCAUAUAGUGCAGUGCAAUCAGGAGGGUUAUUAUUGGUGGUUGUCAGAUUUUGUUAUCCUUGACAUGAUUACCAUAAAUCAAUGUUGAAAUAUAUUCUUCAGUAAGAAAGCUGUAAAAUUAACAUCUUUGGUAACUGAGAAUUCACUAAUUUCUCUUGAGGUCAUGGAUCAUGUGGUGUGAUAUUUUAACAUUUAUUCUGUAUUUUGAGAAUGUGAAGAAAGUUUGCAAUGUGGAUAAUGCUAUUUUGUUGUAGGUAAAUGAAAAGUGACUAAGAGGAGAGAACCUGUCUGUUCUUUAUGGUGCUCUGUGUAAUCUGGCCCUUUCUGUCCUUAAAGUGCAGACUCUUUACUAUUUUACAUGACUGAAGUUCAGAGUCUUUGUUGCAAGACAGGUGUUGACAAUCCAGGAGGCCAAGCCUGCUUAUGCAUUUUAAUCAGUGACUCUUUAUUAAUCUUGAUAGUUCUGAUGUUUUUUUUCUUCUUGCACUACAUUGCCAAUACCUUUAGAAGUGGGCUUCAUGCUGUGUUGAGUCAUGCUGGGAGUUUUAAGCAGUUUGUGCCAACAAAAUAAGAAAAUUCAAACUAUGUGGAUGUGCAGUAUGUAUGUUGCGUACGAGUGUGUGCAUUUAUCAGAAAACCUUGCUACUUUACUAUGUUUUUGAGUGAAGCUUGACAAUGGUUCCAACCUAACUGAUGUGUAUUCAAGUGCUACAGUAAAUGAGAUGUUUCUACCACUGCCUAAAGCAUCUGUUUAUGGUAACCCCUGCUCCUUUCUUUUAUCUUUAACUACCUACUACUGUAUGUCUCUUGGCAGCAAGAGAGCUGCUGAAUAAAUGUUUUCGUUCCCUUUUUUUCA